UUCACUUUACGCAAUACCCUCCUCACUUUCUCUCCAACCAAAAAAGAAACAAAAAGCAGUGAUUUGAAUUGGAAAUAGGAAGAGAGCAAAGAUGGUGGACUUGGCAAGGGUACAAAAGGAGCUGCAAGAGUGCAAUAGAGAUGUUGGGGUUUCAGGAAUAAGUGUAACCCUUAAAGGUGACAGUCUCACUCACUUGAUUGGUACAAUCCCUGGUCCUCUUGGUACUCCUUAUGAAGGUGGUUCUUUCAAGAUCGAUAUUACUCUUACUGGCUCAGGCCCUUAUGUUUGGGGGAAGUACGGAAAGGGUUCCACUGUCAUCGUUAAUAUAUCUACCUGAAUGCAAAUGAGUCGGACCAUUAUUAAUUACUAUAAGUAUUUGAAAGCAGAAUACAUAUGCGGCUCCUCAGACUUUCCAAAACAUUUCAUUUAGACAUUUUAACUAAAGGUAUGACUUAUUGAAUACUUGAUUUUUGUUGAAAAUGUGCCUAUUGAACAGCCAGCCAAACAUUUGAACACGUGAGGUUUACAUGCUUGAUGUGGAAAAUGUAACCAAUGAGAAAUAGACAUGUUCGAUAGCUUUCUCAAACCCCUGCAAUUCUUUGCAAAAGUUACCAGCAUUUACUCAUAACAUGUGUUUGCGCACGUUAUUGAGGCUUUCUUAUAUGUAAAAGUGGAAUCUUUUUCAGCUAUUGUGGCAAAUGAAGGAAUUAUGUGUGAACUUUUGUUGCUUUGUUUAAUUUGUUGUCAGGCCCUUAUGUUUGGGGACAAUGCAGAAAGGGUUUCAGUGUCAUAGUUAAUAGAUCGACUUGAAUGCUGAUGAGUCGAACCAUUAUUAAUUGUUACUCCAUUUUAUAUGGUAACUCCCAGGGAGCUCAAUGUCAUGUUGAUAAGAGGAUAGUCUAGGAUAUAGAUAUCAUUGACAUGGUUUACUGUUUAUCAGAAUUUAGCAGUUUUU
Molecule: messenger RNA, 955 nt
Organism: Nicotiana tabacum (common tobacco)
Lineage: Eukaryota; Viridiplantae; Streptophyta; Magnoliopsida; Solanales; Solanaceae
Source: RefSeq, a predicted model, not a curated record